AUGCAGUCAUCAAUUCUGCUGCUCGGUGUUCUUGCGACCGCUAUUUGCGCGACUCCAUUAGACCAACACCCCCUGGCUGACUCACAUGCCGUCACGGAAGAACCCAUCGAGUCGCAGGCAUCACCGAUAGAGGCAUCCACAUCUGGCUUGCAUGGCCGGUUUUUACACAUAACUGAUUUCCAUCCCGACCGAUACUACAAAUACCGUUCCUCGCUCACCGAUGACGAGUCGUGUCACAAUGGAAAGGGCGAUGCAGGAUAUUUUGGGAGCGAAGGCACAGAAUGCGAUUCGCCUUAUUCGUUGAUCAACGAGACAUUCCGCUGGCUGGAACAAAACCUGAAAGAUGAUAUUGACUUUGUGAUCUGGACUGGCGACUCGGCGCGUCACGACAACGACGAACAAAUCCCUCGCACACCACAGGAGAUUGAAGAACUGAACGAGUUCAUGGCCGAAAAAUGGGUGGACUUGUUCGGUACACGAAAGAAUGAUGAUCGUAUCAGUGGUUCACCACAGGUCUUGGUUCCCGUUGUACCUACUUUCGGGAACAAUGACAUUGCGCCACACAACAUCUUCAUAGAUGGCCCGAACAUCUGGACGAAGCGCUAUGCUGAGAUCUGGCGCCAUUUUAUUCCAGAGGAACAGCGCCACAGCUUUGUUGAGGGUGGAUGGUUCACUUCUGAACUGAUCCCUGGCAAGCUGGCGGCCAUCAGCUUGAACACCAUGUACUUCUUUGACUCCAACAGUGCUGUAGAUGGGUGUGCGGACAAAUCAGAGCCCGGAUACGAACAUAUGGAAUGGCUCCGUGUGCAACUGAAGAUUCUCCGCAGCCGCAACAUGAAAGCUAUAUUGAUUGGUCAUGUCCCCCCUGCACACACGGAAGAAAAGAACUUGUGGGACGAGACAUGCUGGCAGAAAUAUACGUUGUGGACUAGCCGCUAUCGCGAUGUCAUAGUUGGUAGUGCUUAUGGACACAUGAACGUCGACCAUUUCAUGAUCCAGGACAGCCAUGAUGUUGAUUUCGAUUUCCUCGCGGACGAGACCACACGCGACAGAAUCAACAUUCAGUCCAAGGCGGAUUAUAUCAAUUCUCUUCGCGAGCAGUGGGCAGACCUCCCAUCUCCUCCAUCUGGAGUUUUCGAUGACGAAAUCCCAUCAAGCUCGUCAGAGGUGGACGCAAAUAAGAAAAAGGGAAAGAAGAAUAAGAAGGACAAGAAAAAGAAGGAAGAGAAGAAGCGACGGAAGUUCCUCAAGAAGGUUGAAGGCCCCUGGGCUGAACGAUACAGCGUGUCUCUAGUCUCACCCAGUCUGGUACCAAACUACUACCCCACCCUUCGUGUGGUUGAGUAUAAUAUUACUGGCUUGGAAAAUGCCUUCGCACCGAACUCAAUGACAACAGACACCGAGUCAUUGCCGAACUCAGAUCUGCGAAGAGAUUCUUCUCCCAUGGCCCAUGAGAAGAAAAAGGAGAAGAAAGGAGAGAGAAAAUCUCACUUCAAGGUCCCAGAUGCACCCUCUUCCACUAGCCCCCCAGGGCCUGGAUAUUCCAAUCAGCCUCUCACUUGGCUCAAGUAUACCCAAUAUUAUGCCAACCUGACCAAGCUCAAUGAGGAGUACGAUGCCAAUGCUGAAAAGACCUCUCACAUCAACUUCGAAGUCGAGUACAGUACCGACGAUGAUGUAUACCAGAUGAAGGACUUGACAGUCCGGAGUUUUUUCCAAUUAGCCGCUCGUAUUGGAGAAGACGGCGAGGCCCAAAGCGCCAAGGAUAGCGCUACCAUCUCGAAGAAAGUGAACGAAGCCUGGAGCGCAUUUCUUACACGGGCAUUUGUUGGUUUCUUCGAUGUAGAUGACUUGAACGUGGAUUCUGAUUAA
Molecule: messenger RNA, 1872 nt
Organism: Penicillium angulare
Lineage: Eukaryota; Fungi; Ascomycota; Eurotiomycetes; Eurotiales; Aspergillaceae
Product: endopolyphosphatase
Exons: 2
Coding region: 1-1872 (623 amino acids)
Biological process (GO): polyphosphate catabolic process
Cellular component (GO): fungal-type vacuole; membrane
Molecular function (GO): exopolyphosphatase activity; endopolyphosphatase activity
Source: RefSeq, a predicted model, not a curated record